Molecule: messenger RNA, 3342 nt
Organism: Lipotes vexillifer (Yangtze River dolphin)
Lineage: Eukaryota; Metazoa; Chordata; Mammalia; Artiodactyla; Lipotidae
Gene: MLXIP
Product: MLX interacting protein
Exons: 17
Coding region: 1-2784 (927 amino acids)
Biological process (GO): regulation of transcription by RNA polymerase II
Cellular component (GO): nucleus
Molecular function (GO): DNA-binding transcription factor activity, RNA polymerase II-specific; protein dimerization activity; RNA polymerase II cis-regulatory region sequence-specific DNA binding
Source: RefSeq, a predicted model, not a curated record
AUGGCCGCCGACGUCUUCAUGUGCUCCCCGCGCCGGCCCCGCAGCCGGGGCCGCGCGGUGCUGCUCAAGCCCCAGGUGCCCGAGGACGACGACGACUCGGACACGGAUGAGCCGUCUCCGCCGCCCGCCUCCGGCGCGGCCACCCCGGCCCGGGGCCACGCGAGCGCCGCGCCACUGCCGCCCAAGGCCGGGUCGGGCAGCGAAGAGCCUCCGCGCCGCCAGCAGAUCAUCCACAGCGGCCACUUCAUGGUGUCGUCGCCGCACCGCGAGCACCCGCCCAAGAAGGGCUACGAUUUCGACACGGUCAACAAGCAGACGUGCCAGACCUACAGCUUCGGCAAGACCAGCUCCUGCCACCUGUCCAUCGACGCCUCGCUCACCAAGCUCUUCGAGUGCAUGACCCUGGCCUACAGUGGGAAGUUGGUGUCUCCGAAGUGGAAGAAUUUCAAGGGCCUGAAGCUCCAGUGGAGAGACAAGAUCCGGCUCAACAAUGCCAUCUGGCGGGCAUGGUACAUGCAGUAUUUGGAGAAGCGCAAGAACCCCGUGUGCCACUUUGUCACUCCACUGGACGGCUCUGUGGAAGUGGACGAGCACCGGCGGCCAGAGGCCAUGAGCACGGAAGGGAAGUACUGGAGAAGCCGCAUUGAGGUCGUGAUCCGGGAGUAUCACAAGUGGAGGACCUACUUCAAGAAAAGGCUCCAGCAGCACAAGGAUGAGGACCUCUCCAGCCUGGCCCAGGAUGAUGACAUGCUUUAUUGGCACAAGCACGGGGAUGGCUGGAAGACCCCAGUCCCCAUGGAGGAGGACACGCUGCUGAACACAGACAUGCUCAUGUCGGAAUUCAGCGACACUCUCUUCUCCACGCUUUCCUCGCACCCGCCCGUGGCCUGGCCCAACCCACGCGAAAUAGCACAUCUGGGAAAUGCAGACAUGAUUCAACCGGGGCUGAUUCCUUUGCAACCCAACCUGGACUUUAUGGACACUUUUGAGCCUUUCCAGGACCUCUUCUCUUCCAGCCGCUCCAUUUUCAGCUCCAUGCUGCCUGCACCCGCCUCAGGGCCUGCACCAGAUCACAACAGCCCUCCUGCUCAGGAGAGCAUCUUGCCAACCACCGCUCUGCCCACCCCAAGCCUCCCUGACGGCUUCAUUGCACCCCCUGCAGCCACGGCCCUGGACCCCACGAGUGGGCAGGGCUGUGAACACACCUCCCAGCCAGGGGACCCCUUUCUCCAGCCCACAGACUUAGGUCCCUCUGCACCACCACUGAGUGUCCCCCAGCCCUUCCUGCCCGUGUUCACCAUGCCCUUGCUGUCACCCAGCCCAGCCCCGGCACCUGCUUCCCCCGUCUUGCCAUUAGGCCCUCCUCCCGCCACUGCCCUGAACCCCCCGACUCCCCCUGCCUUCCUGCAGCCACAGAAGUUUGCCGAAGUUAGCAAGUCGCCCCCUGUCAUCACCCACACGGCCUCUGCCACCCUCACCCACGACGCCUCUGCCACCACCUUCAGCCAGAGCCAGGGCCUCAUCAUCACGACCCACUAUCCCACCCCCUCCGUGUCCCCCUGUGGCCUGGCGCUGUCUCCGGUCACCCGGCCACCAACAGUCGGGCCUCCUCAACCCCGUUUAACUUUCGUGCACCCCAAGCCCGUAUCCUUGCCUGGGGGGAGGCACAAGCAGCCCCCCAAAAUAGUGCCUGCUCCCAAACCAGAGCCCAUGUCCUUGGUAUUGAAGAAUGCUUGCCUCGCCCCAGCUGCCUUUUCAGGACAGCCCCAAGCAGUGAUCAUGACCUCAGGCCCUCUGAAGAGAGAAGGGAUGUUGGCUUCCACCGUGUCCCAGUCCAACAUGGUCAUCACGCCUGCUGCCAUCGCCAGGGCUCCCGGGGUCACAGAGUUCCACAGCGGUAUCCUGGUGACAGACCUUGGCCACAGCACGGGCAGCCAGCCUGCUCCCAUCUCCCGGCUCUUCUCUCCCAGCACAGUGCCGGACUCCCUGGUAAAGGGCGAGCAGGUCCCGCCACAUGGGGGCAUCGCCCAGGUCCCUGCCACGGGUGCCAGUCGGGACUGCCCGAACUCAGGGCAGGCCUCUCCGUGUGCUUCAGAACAGAGCCCCAGUCCUCAGUCUCCCCAGAACAACUGCUCAGGGAAAUCUUCUGCAGACCCCAAAAAUGUGGCUGCUUUAAAGAACCGGCAGAUGAAGCACAUUUCAGCCGAGCAGAAAAGGCGCUUCAACAUCAAGAUGGGCUUUGACACCCUCAACAGCUUGAUCUCUAAUAACACCAAGCUGACCAGCCACGCCAUCACACUGCAGAAGACCGUGGAGUACAUCACCAAGUUGCAGCAGGAGCGCAGCCAGAUGCAGGAGGAGGCCCGGCGGCUGCGAGAGGAAAUCGAGGAGCUCAACACCACCAUCAUCUCCUGCCAGCAGCUGCUCCCUGCCACGGGCGUCCCCGUCACCCGGCGCCAGUUUGAUCACAUGCGAGACAUGUUUGACGAAUAUGUGAAAAACCGGACUCUGCAGAAUUGGAAGUUCUGGAUUUUCAGCGUCAUCAUCAAGCCGCUGUUUGAGUCCUUCAAGGGUGUGGUGUCCAGCAGCAGCCUGGAGGAGCUGCACCGGACGGCGCUGUGCUGGCUGGACGAGCACUGCUCCCUGCCAGUUCUCAGGCCAACUGUGCUGAACACCCUCCGGCACCUGAGCACCACCACGUCCAUCCUGACGGACCCGUCCCAGCUGCCAGAGCAGGCGGCGGAGGCCGUCACCAGAAUGGGCCAGGGAUCUGGGGGGUCUUAGCAGCGCUUAGCGGGCACAUGGCCGCGUGAGAAGCCGUGGAGACCCUUCCCGCCUGUGGAGAGGAGGCCGCGCCCCUCACUUCUCCUGAUGCGGAGCUUCCGGGCCUCCCUCCGACUGCGGCCCAAGCCGCUCAGAAUGCCGUGCUCAGGUCUGAAGCAGGUUCGGGUCCUGCCCACAGCAGUAGCCCAGCUUAGGGAACCCCUUGCUGUGAACUCUGACUCAGCGACCUCGGUCACCGACCUCCCCUCCCCUCGAGGUAGCCCGGAUGAAGGGGAACAAAGGGGAACGCUGCCCGUCCCUGUCCUGUCCUGUCCUGUCCUGCUGGUGGGAUGUCGGGGCCACGGCGGCAGUGCGGGGAACAGAUGGGGCAAGAGGGGGCAUCACCCGUUCCCCCAAGUUAGGAAACACGAGGGUCCUUCCCGGCUCCUGUCUGGAGACUUACACACGCUGCCUCCUGUAACCUCUCAGGCGCCCGUGGGGCGGUUGGAAGGCAUCCUCCUUCCUGCCCCGACUCUGACCUUGUAGAUAGAUUGGACGUCUGCUCAGGCUUCGCAGGGC